AUGAAAGAUCGGCUUGAAGGUGCUUCUGGAGACCAGCUCUCGGAUGACUUUAUCUUCGGCAUCAUCAUGGCGACCGUUGCCGAGUCGAGGAUAUCGCCACCGGGUGUCUCCAACAUACACCUAAAAGCUUAUGAGGCCGUCGUCGCAGCUAGGGGAGGUCUCAGGGCCAUUCUUCUUGCUUCAGCCGAUCCCAUCCCCCACACAAGCCAUUUGAUGCCGCUGGUCGUUAGCGAGCCUCUACCCGACGAAGUUGUUUUUCAGGAACACUACUCUGACCAAGCUAUUGACGUCCUCCAAUUUCUGGCCAAAGGUGAAAAUAAGGUCGAUCCCUCAAAGUUGAUCUUCAGCACCACAGACAAGCAAGUUCCACACAAAUCUCAGCGAGCUUCAGCGCUAAAGUUGACAAUGGAUGACGACUUAUAUCCACCCCUGGCUUCCAAGGCCAUUGAACCGUUCCUGCAACCAGAUACCUGGGAAUAUCCAAGGUAUACCAAGAUCUCCUCGCAUUUCCUGGCCUUGUUCAUCAUGGUAUCAACGUUGUGGAAGUUGCGGAGGACUUCUUUGCUGCAGAGAUUCUUCCUUGACCGAGUGGACACCCUAUUCGUAAAGAGCAGCGCGCUGGACUCCAAUGGGAAAUAUGUGAUCAACCUCGAGGGCUUCUCGUGGCUCGUGAUCAAAGCGGCAUUUGAGGUCUACGAAGCCUUUGGCGACAAAAAGGUCAUCCACUGCAAUAAAGUGGACAUGCUGAUGGACGCUGCCUCCGGAUUGAAACUUCUGAUGGUCUGCGAUGAGCCCGUCAGAAGGGAUUUGAUUGCGUUCCUCUGUCGAUGUCUCCUCGAUAUUCGCGAGACGCCUAGUAUUGACAGUGAUUAG
Molecule: messenger RNA, 873 nt
Organism: Fonsecaea nubica
Lineage: Eukaryota; Fungi; Ascomycota; Eurotiomycetes; Chaetothyriales; Herpotrichiellaceae
Exons: 1
Coding region: 1-873 (290 amino acids)
Source: RefSeq, a predicted model, not a curated record